Prinia subflava (tawny-flanked prinia) is the source of this 9760-nucleotide messenger RNA. It is a transcript of the gene OTOA, whose product is annotated as otoancorin. The transcript has 30 exons. The record is from RefSeq and is a predicted model, not a curated record. Bases 149 to 3574 code for a protein of 1141 amino acids. Gene Ontology annotation, cellular component: cell surface. Lineage: Eukaryota; Metazoa; Chordata; Aves; Passeriformes; Cisticolidae. Gene Ontology annotation, biological process: cell-matrix adhesion.
GCCGGGCUGGGCCUGAGGCUGCGGGGCGGUGCUGGGCCGGCCCCGCUCGCAGGGUCCCCGGCCGGAGCCGCCCCGCUCCUGCAGUGCCGGGGAGGAGGCGCACACGGCACAGGCAGUAUCUUUUUUAUUCUAAAAAACACCAGAAGAAAUGUCCGGACUUUUGAAGAUGUGUUUCUUGUUGAUAUCAAUGAAUCAUGCUGAGAUUACUCACAGUCAGAACUCUGAAGAUUUGCCUCCGUUGUUGCUCAAAGCUGUGGAGGAAGUAAUAGCUGGGAAAUAUCUGAAUGCCCUCCUAGAUAUACUUUAUUUUCAAAGCUCUAAUGUCUGGACAGCAGAUCUGCUUACAAAAGUCAUGGCAUAUUUUCAUGCCCAGGAAGUUAUGUUUACUCUUAGCAGCCUCCAGAUGUCCAUAAAAAGUUACCUGAAGAACCUUUUAUACCAGCCCAGGCAGCUACUGUCUGAGUUACAACAGCUUGAUCAGCAGCAGUUCCAAACUGCAAUGAAGUACCUCUUCAACAGCAAGAAGGAGCACCUUGAAAUGGGAAAUAUUAUUCUUGACUGGGGCAAGACUAGAGAGAGAAUUUUUCAAAGCCCAGGAGUAAACAGGACCUUGUUCCUUGUAACACUGGAUAAAUGCUUCCUGGCUCUGAGUGCCCUGGACUGUGUGGAUAUCCUGAGCCAGGUUCUGCGUGUGUCAGCAGUGAACUAUCUCCAACCUGAUGUCAUCGGGAGUCUCCCAAACCUUCUGCUGGAGGAUGCUUUUAGAAACUUGUCAUCAUUAUUCAAGGACCUCUAUGACAGAACCUCAGCAAGCACUCAGAAAGCUCUCUAUGGCUGGAUGAAGCAGAUUCUACAGAAAUCCUACAACAUGAGUGAGUUCAAUGAAUCAACUUCUUGGGUCAGUGCAGAAAGCUUAUGGAUUUUGGGAAGAUACAUGGUCCAUCUCCCCUUAGAAGAAAUUCUGAAAAUUAGUCUCAGUGAAAUCAGACUGUUCAUUAGCUACGACAACGCAACGAAGCAGUUGGACACGGUGUUUGAUAUCACACCGGAGCUUGCACAGGCCCUCCUGGAGAGGAUAAACUCCUCAGGAUUUGAUAUGAGGAACACUUCAACUAUCUACAGGCUGGGUUUGUUGGUUUGCUUUUAUGAUGACCUGGAACAGAUGGAUGCUGCUGUGGCCCGAGCUCUACUUCAUCAAAUGAUCAAAUGCAAUCAACUGAGAGGUUUCCAGGCCAAGGUUCAUGAGCUCAAAUCUCAACUCCUGAACAUUGCCAUGCAAAACCAGACAUUGAAUGAAACCCUUGGAUCUCUGUCAGAUGCUGUGGUUGGACUAACUUCAAGUCAGCUGGAAUCUCUGUCACCUGAAGCAGUGCAUAAUGCUGUUGCAACAUUAAACCAAGUCCCUGGGUGGGCAAAGAGCCAAGUUAUGAUUUUAUCCAGCAAAUAUCUCUCUUAUGAAAAGGUUUUAUCAUUUUAUAACGUGAGCCAAAUGGGCGCCUUGGUGGCCGGGAUUGGCACCCGCUCACUCCACAGCAUGAGCCCCAGGGAGCUGGCUCAGAUCAUUCGAGGCACAACGUCCCAGUACUUGUCUGACUUAUCUCCUGCACAGCAACAGGGCAUCCUCAGGAAGAUAGCUGCAUCAGAAGCUUUUUCUUCAUCAGUCAAAGACAUACAAGGAGCUUUCUUUAAAGAAGUCUCUCUUUCUGGUUUAUGGAAGCAAACUGGAUUUAAUUCUUCAAUGCUGAAAGAAAAAGAACUAAGAAGCAGCCAGGCUUUAUAUCUGUAUGAAUUACUGUCCAAGGAAAACCAUCCUGUUGACCUUCUAAGCACAGGACAGCUUGUGAAAGGAGUAACUUGUCAACUCUUUGAAAGUAUGGACACAGAUGUAUUUUUAGACAAUUUUAAAUUCUUUGAAAUGAAUCUUCAUCUGCUUUCUCCAUAUCAGGUUAAUUGUUUGGCUUGGAAAUUUUGGAAAGUCUCCAAUGCAUCCAUUCCUCCCUUCCUCUUACUGGCACUUCCUUCUGAGUACCUGGAGUAUGUUACAGGCCCUUUGUGUGUCCCUUUCCUUGAACGUGUGGGGAAGACUGGAAUGGACCUUCUCAACCCAAGCCAUCACAAAAGGGAUGCUGUCCUGCAAAAAGUGCAGGAGUGCUUGGGCAAAUGCUUCUUGUUUCAGAACAACUCUAUUGCUGAUGAAUAUGAUGUUGACCUCCUUGGAAAUCUAAUCUGCCACUUACCUCCAGCCUUUCUACACGGCAGAAUGUCCCUGAAGGCAAUGGCAGCAGCCCUACAUCAAUUCAAACUUUGCCAACAGCUCAGCCAUGAGCAGAUGACUGAAAUUAAAUACCAGCUCCUUCAGUUAUAUGGCUCCUCAAACAACUGGACAGCGGAAACAACAUUAGAUGUUGGACCAUUCAUAUCUCUGCUGUCAAAAGAGGAAUUAAAUAUCCUUGCUGAAAAGUUCCCAGAUACCAUUUUACAAAUAGCAAAGACAAUUGGAGCAGUUUCUUCAGGUGAAGAGCUUCUGUCAGCUGUGUUUGAGUCCGUCUCCAAUGGCACUGGCAGCGUCCGUGUGUCCCUCAGCAGAGCUGAUUGUCUGAGAACCAGAGCUCCUUCUUCAAAUGAAAUAAUUAAAUUAGGAGAAGCAAAUGUCUUUUGGUCUGUUCAGGAACUGAAAUGCAUGGACCCAGGGACUUUUGACAAAAAUGUGGAACUUCUUGGGGUUGUCUCAGGUUUUAACAGCUCCCAGCUGAUUGCCUUGAAGGAAAAAGCCAAGCAGGUUUGGGGGUCACUGCCAGAGUGGAGGAGUUACCAGAUCAUCUCCCUGGGCCGCAUUGCUCUGGCACUCAGUGAACAGGAGAUCGCAGAGCUGGACCUGCGCUCCAUCGACACCGUGUCUGUUCUGAGCCAGCAAACAGAGUGGACUCUUCCCCAGGCAAGAGCUAUUUUGCAAGGUUUUCUAGACGACUCUGGCCAGACCAUCAGCACACUAAAAAGUUUUGAUUUAGUUGGAUUAGGAGCAGUUCUCUGUGCUUUGAACUCCACAGAAAUCACAUCCAUAAGGACUGCUGAAUUCAGUGCUGCAAUUGCAAGAAUUGGCCUGUUGUUCUGUAGCACCCCUGUUCUGAGGCAGUUUAAGAAGAUGACAGAAUCCGUGUUUGGUGCUGCUCCCAGCUGGAAUGGCUCUGUUUUACAGGAAAUUGGUUCUAUAGCAGGUGGUUUGAAUGAGGAUGAAUUAAAAGCUUUUGAUAAAAGCUUGAUGCCAUAUUUCCAGCCAUCAGCAAUAAGACAUAUACCUCCUGAAAUUUUCCAAGCUUUGUCCCCAGAGCAAAUAGCAAACCUGGGCCCUGAGAACGCCGCCAUGGUUACGGGACUGCAGCGGGAGCAUCUGGACUCAUCCCAGCUCCAGAGCCUGGGGCUGGCACUGGAUGGAGCCCGGAGCAGCAGCCCAGGGACACAGAGCACUGCAGGAUCUCCCCACGAGGGGCAAACCCCGGCUCCCAGCGGUGCUCCUUGUUUGACUGGCUUUGGCAUCUGGCUGUGUGCUGUGUUUACACUGCACCUGCCUUUCUGAACCCUCCAGGGCUGAGCUUGAGUGUCCUGGAGCUUACAACAGAGAUGCUAGAGAUAAAAGAGUGUCAACUCAGCAUGAACAGUAGAAUCAAGAUGCUGUGAGAUUUCUGAGUGCAGAGUGGUUAAAUUCUUACCAGCAAGACCCUCAUCUACCAUCAGGAUGAGAACUAUCUCCUUUCCAUAGCUUUACCAUUAGCAAGUGACACAGUAUCCCUGCAAGUACUUUGAGUUUAAAAACUGGAAAUGGCAUAUCUGUCUCAUGAGAAAUCACUGAAAUAUAGGAUUGUGUGUUAGGUAGGAACUUGAAUUAUAGGUGGGACAGGUAGCAGGGGACUGUUAUUUGGAGGCUGAUGUCUGAUACCAGUGCUUUUUACAUGGGCUAAUUUGGUCAGACUGUUGUGUCCUUUUGUUGGGUUUUCUUCAAGUGUACAUUCCCUGGAGAGGGGCUAUCUUUCUGUGUGGUGUCGUGGAAACUGCACUAAAAGUUACAGCUGUUGCAAUAAAAUAGCUUCAUCUCAGGGCUGCUGGUUUAAAUCCUGCUCAGACAAGAAGUGAUAACAGGCUCUUAGAAUUUAAGCACCUCUACAAAACGUCGUUUCCCCAUGGCUGUUUGUAUUCAAUACAGAACUGUUGACACUGAGGGCAUUGGCAAUACUGUGAGUAUUUCAUGUGACAAAAUGCAGCGUGGAAACCUGCUUAUAUUCAUCAAGAGACAGUUCUUUCACUCCAGGUGGGGUUGAAGUGUACACCUGGGAAUACUAAGGGAAAACUGUUCACUGGGCCUGCAUGCUACUAGGACUGCCAAUCCAGUAUUUUCCACAAGACCUAGAAUAAGGAAUUUCUCAUAAUUAUAAACCAUAGAUAUUUUCCUGUGUUUUAUCAGCAUGUGACUUAAGUGUCUAGUACUAGCUUCUCAUGCCACAGCUCAAUAUUUUAAACAAUGGGGGAAAAAAGUCAUAUUAAAACCCCUCUGCAUGUGAAUGUAUAUUUUGAUGUUCAACAUGAUUUUAGACCACGAACAUGUGGCAUAGUUUUCCAUUUUGCCAUUGCAAAAGUCUUAUUUUUUUUCUAGACUAAAAAAGGCAAUGCAUGGACUGAAAAGUUUAGCUUUUUCAUUCAGGGCUGUACUGUAGUAAGUGCCCUCCAAACUGUCAUUUGUAUUUCUUUAUGGCAAACAUUACAUCUAGCUUCUCAGCCCUGAAAGUAGAAUUGAAUUUUUUCUCAGGUGGGAAGCAACAGGAGUGGGAGGGAGGGAGAGCAGGAGGGAAGAACCCAGCUGCUGCUGGGGCAAGGUGAAUGUGAGCUCUUGCUGCAGUUGGGAGUAACAGUUCCCACCACAGUCCCAUAUAUUCUGUAAUUCCUGCAGCAGCAGGGGCUAACUUGAUUCUCAGGGCUUUGUUAUUGGCAAAGUGGGCAGUGAGAGCCAUUUCUCACCCCCUCCUUUCCUCUCCCCCUUCAGCAGUCUGCUGCUUUGGGAAUUACCUUUGCCUAUAACUAACCCUGGCAAGUGUGACGUGAUGUUAUAGAUAAUACUCCAUGCUUUAGUUCUGCAUUUUGUAAGCAGAGAAUUAUGAUUGCUGCAAACUGCCUGGCAUUUUUUUCCUCUAAUCCUCACGGUAAGUUUCCCGCUUCUCCAGCUGUGUUUCCUCUUCUGCAUGUGAACAGGAGAUUGAGACAUAUAUUUAAAUAGAAAGAAGUUUGUUUUAUUAAUCCCAGCAAACACAUGCAAAUGUCCACUAAAACCAAGAACUGCUUCAGUGAAUCAAAUGCAUUAUAAAGCUUUAUCUGUGUUUUCACAUUAGAAAGUUCUGCCUCACUCAGAUGUGAAAGUACUAAAAGGUUUUUUGAUUUCUAGAAAUUGCCUGACUUGAAUUCUGUGUGCACUUCUGAAGAUGCAGGAGAGUCUUUUCAUGUCAAGAAGACAGUCAGCAUUUCCAGUUCAGCUGCUUAGGUCAGAUACGUGACUUAGCUCUACCAAGCCCUUCAAAAAUCUAUAUGAGUUGAAAGUGAUCUUCUUCUGUCAAUAUACCUGGGAGUGAUUCCAUUUGCAAUUAUGUGAGUCACAGUUUAGCUUUUAAUUGGAGCAGGAGUGAGCUCUUUGUUUUCUGCCAUCUGUGCUGUAAUUUCUUUCAGGCAUAAGUGCUUUUAAAUAGCUGAACUGCUUGAUUAUUUAUAUAUUUUAUUAAUUAAAUAAUUAUGUUAAGAACUUUGGCAUUGAAUUUACAUUUGGUCAAGGACUUAACUAUUUCUUACAAGAGUAAUGUGGGAGGGGUAAACAUGGAGCACUGAUAUAAUGUUGUACUUAUUUCAUGGUAGAUUGCAAAUCCUGUUUGAUUCAUGAGAUGGUGUGAGCAUCCUGGAUGGCAAGUAUUGUAGAAAAGCAGUUUUACUCCUGCCAAUGUACCUCUUGUAAAGGUCACUGGUGGAAAAGCCCAUUCUACAGAAUCUGGGAUUCAUGAGACACCUCCAUCAAAACUGUUGAAACUGAAUUUCUGUGGGAAGAAUAGAUGGAAAGGGGAGAAAGGCAUGGAGAGCAAAAGUAUGCGUGGUAUGUAAUCUGUGUGUGACCUGCUGUCCAUUCACAGCCCUGCACACUGCCAGAGGAAACUGAAACAUGCACACUUUACUUCCAUGAAACAAACCACAGAACCCUCUGCAGAUGUGUAUUGCAUACAACAUGCACGUGAUCACCUGCACUGGAAUGCAUUCAUGGGAAAAAUGUCUCACAGUCCCUCUCUUUUUGCAUUAUCAGGAUCUUGGGGAAGAAUAUGCUACAGAGAAAUGUGGUAUAAAGAUUUGAUUCUUAAAAAAAUGUUGCUGUUUGUAGAUGUGGGUAACAUUUGUUUAAACCAACUAUAAUCAAAGGUCAAAUAUAAGGUCAAGUGAGGUUGCUUGGGAGCAGAUAUAAGAGGAAAUAAAUGAAAACACAAGAGGUUGCACAGCUCCAUCAGUCUUUGAACAAAUCAGAAAAGAAAUGGCUGGAAAAUUAAGCUUAAUUUCUCCUACAUUCUUUUUAGUUCUUUUAGAUCUUUGAGAAAGAAAAAAAAAUUGUGCAUAAAUCUGCUCUUGAAUAUAUGUCAUGAUAGUUUUAUCUGCUUAUGGUGAGAACUGCAGCUCUCCUUUCCACUUGUGACUCCUCUGAUGGUUGUUGGACAGUGCCAUACAUCCUGUGGGAUGUACAUCCAACCAUCCAACCGCUGGCAGUCACAGCUCUGGGGUAGGUCUGGCUCCUCUGAGUGCUCUGAGCCCUGUGACAGGUGACCCUGUCCAGCAGUAUGUGAGAGGAGGAAUUUAAUGUCAUUAGUGUGAAUAAAUGUAGGAUUCUUCAGGAUUUAACAGAAGGGAAGAAAUGUUUUGUUGGAUUAUUAUUUCACUGCCUGAUACCUUUAUGUUCAGAAAUGUGUUUAGAAAGAGCUACUGGUUCUGGAUCAGCAGGAGAAAAAAUAUCCCUAUGACCUGAUACUGAGGUGAAUGCCACAUCUGUGGUAUCUCUAAAGCCCUGAAAGGAAGAAAACAACCACCCAUCCACAGUGUCUGAAAAGUGUCCCUGUUAAAGCUGGCGUUGUGGCUGCUGACAGGUUUUGUACAGUGCAUGGAAUGUUUGACUCCCAGUGAUCUCAAUCUGUCACAUCAGAGCUAACCAGCUCCUCAGUGUGAAAGCUCUAAAGAUGCUGUUAAAAAAAGAAAAAAAAAGGCAUUCCUCCUUAAUUUUAAGAAGCCCUUUAUACCUCUGUAUAAUCUGCUCAAAUAUUCCAGAGGCAAUUAUGUACUGCAUGAUGGCAGAUUUAGCUAAUCACUUCACUGCUGAGCCUAGGGCUCAUCACUCCCUCAUUCACUUUCCAGUAACACAAAUUGCAACCCCAUCCUGUUAGGCUGGGACCUUGUCCGAGUGCCACUGGCUGCCCCUUGGAGCCGAUGUGAGACAUUGCUCAAGGUGUGCCAGCCUGCCCAGUGCACCCGGGGCUCAGGGAGAGGCCUGACUCACUGAAAUGGCACUCAGCAAGGAGCAAGGAAUCAGCAGCCACCCGGAAUGUGUCACUCGAGCAGGUACCACAGUGCACCGUGGAUAUUUUGGCUCCUGCUGCAUUGUGGUUAUGGAUACCACACACUGCUUCCCAGUGGGACACUGCCAAUUUCCCCAUGGCAGUCAAGGAACAGCCAUCAAACUGCAGCACCUCAUUCCCCUGUUCUCCUUAGAAGUAAAAAUCAAAUUUCAAAUAAUCUCUUCUUCUUUUUUUUUCCUUCUUUUCUCUAAAAAGGUUGAUAUUUCAGGCUGAUAUACAGCUUUAAGCAAUGGGGUCUCUCUAUUUCAGUGAAAAUGUUUACAUGUUUUUGAUAAGUUUUUGGGGUUUUUUGGUGCAUGUGUUUUGGGUUGGUGUUUUUAUUUUGGGUUUGUUUGUUUGUUUGUUUUAAAGAAAGAUCUGUAGGCAUGGGAUAAGGAGAGCUAAGAACCUUAUAGUCCUGAUUAGUAAAAUAUUCUCAUCCAUGCCAUAUGAUGUGAGACAGCCUUGGGGACUGUUUACUCCAGUGCUGUUGGAGGGGGGGAUCUGAAUUCCUUUUCCAGUAAGGCAGGAGGGAAACUGGAUAGAAAAGACAGGUGCAAAGAAUAAACAAAAACUCCACUGUAAGUUAAAUUUCUUUUAUUUUACCCCAGAACAUUUGGAAUUGCUCCCCUGAAAGAGUAUUUUGUGUGUUGUUACACAGCAUGCUCUUGGAAAGUGCAGAUAAAUAACAAACCUGUCAAAGCACAAAACAGACCUGUGAGCUAUCCAGGUACCCAUAAUUUCAUAUUUUAGUUAAGACUGUGAUCCAUUAUCACACCAUCUAUCUACUCAGUCCUUAGACUACCUUAAAGACCUCACUGGACCUUGCCUGGCAUCAGGACAUGUAGGAGUUUUGCACCAUAGGAUAUUUUUAUCAAAAUUCACAUCUGGUUCUUUAUUUGUACCCAAAAAUAGAUAGCCACAAAAUGUAUCGCAUUUUUUCGGCAAUGAGUAGAAAGCAACCCAUGUCCAUCUGUCUCUUCUGUUGCUUUCUGUUCAGCAUCAGUCUGGUUUCCCAAUCCGGAUUAAUGAGAGGAUUUUCUUGCCCUCAUGAUGCAGGAACACAGGCAUGUUCAGAGCUCACAGUCCAAGUGACUGAACGUUGAAAUAUUAACUAGAGGAAUUGUGAUUGAUGGAUUUCUUGCUUUGCUGGCAACAGUAUAACAUUUAUCUUCUAAUGUUUUAGCUGGUAUAAUUAGCCUUACAAAUAUUUAAUAACAUCUUAAUAUUUGUAAACUUCUCUUUGAGGGACAAAGACAAAAAGAGAGAAGCCAAAAGAAAAUUCCUGUAGGAGAACUAUGAAAACAGUGGAAAAUGCUAAUCUGUCACAGAUACAGGAGGGGAAUAUUUUCUGGUCCUGCUUCCCUCAAUAAUUUUUAACCAUUGUAUAUGGAAGUGAACUGUAUUGAUUUAUCAAAGAAUAGCCAUUGCUAGAGUUAAAAUCCCAUUGGUUUGAUGCACAAGCUGAAACUGCCCUAGGUCAUCUUUAACUGGGGCCUGACAUGUUUCAACAUUUAAUCAGAUGUCAGAAAACAACCUAGAUCACAAACAAGUUCUGAAUAUGUACUGCAUGAACUGAGGAGGGGGUUGAGAGAAUGGAUGUCAGCUCUCUGCCUUUAAUAUAUCUAUUAAAUAGAUUCCCAAUAUGCAUCUGCCAGUGGUUUUGUUAGCUACUUUUAUUUCAGUAUUCACCCUUUCAGAAUUGUUGAGAUCUGAUAUAUGAAAUGUACACAUUUCAAUCAAGCCCGUGUCAAACAGGCUGGUCCAGCCACUGCUCUGAGCCAUAUUUAUGUUUUCAGACCUCACACGUGUGCAGUGAUAGAAGUGCCUCAGCACUGCAGCUGCUGAUGUUAUAGUUAUGAUUUUUUACUUUCUCCCCUCCUGUUGCAGUUGGAACCACAGAUUUGGAGAGUUCUGCCAAAUGCCGUCGUGUUCAGUACAAAUUCUCCAAGUCCUAUAUUUGGGUUUUUAACAUGUUUCGUCAAGUAGGCAGCUCACUGGUGGUUACAUCAAACAUCAUUUGAUGCCAAACAUUAUUCAAUAUCUGUUUAAAAUUGUUAUUCUGUUGGAGUUCAGAUCUAUAAAACUUCAAAUGCAACAUACAACCUCUCCUCUAUUAGGAAGUGGUAAGAGAUACUAUGGAU